GAGCCGGAGAAUCAAAUACAGAUUCUGGUUCUGGGAUGACUUUCAUCUCGCUUUUUAACUUACUAAACUUACAUAUGCAUUCAAUAUGUCGUGAAAUACAUGGAGACGCGACCUCUUUAUGACAACCAGAAUCCGCAUGCUAAUGCCAUCCUGAAUUUUUGUGUUUUGGACAUCGAGGAGACCUGGUCAAAAUGAAUAUUCGCUGCGCCACUCCGGAUGACUUAAUGAACAUGCAACACUGCAACCUGCUUUGUCUGCCAGAAAACUAUCAGAUGAAAUACUACUUCUAUCAUGGACUCUCGUGGCCACAGUUGUCCUACGUAGCCGAAGAUGAAAACGGAAAAGUUGUCGGAUAUGUCCUAGCAAAAAUAUCUCUUUCUAGGGAGGAGGAUCCGGAGGACUCGGUGCCACACGGACACAUCACAUCUCUGGCCGUGAAGCGGUCCCACAGACGACUCGGCCUGGCCCAGAAGCUGAUGGACCAGGCAUCCCGUGCAAUGGUGGAAUGUUUCAAUGCACAGUACGUCUCCCUCCACGUCCGGAAGAGCAACAGAGCUGCUCUACAUCUCUACACAAACACACUCAAGUUUACGAUCAGCGAGAUCGAGCCCAAGUACUAUGCUGAUGGAGAAGAUGCAUAUGCCAUGAGACGAGAUCUGUCAGAGUUUAGAGAACGGUAUGGAGUUAAACAAGAAUUAGAAGGCAACACAUCGUAGAAUUUCAGCAGCAUCCAGAUUUGUGUGUGUAUGUAUGUAAAA
This is a messenger RNA of Haliotis rubra (blacklip abalone), 758 nucleotides long. Its product is annotated as N-alpha-acetyltransferase 10-like. Gene Ontology annotation, biological process: N-terminal peptidyl-glutamic acid acetylation. The transcript is spliced from 7 exons. Bases 192 to 716 code for a protein of 174 amino acids. Gene Ontology annotation, cellular component: NatA complex. Gene Ontology annotation, molecular function: protein N-terminal-serine acetyltransferase activity; protein-N-terminal-glutamate acetyltransferase activity. NCBI's taxonomy places the organism in Eukaryota, Metazoa, Mollusca, Gastropoda, Lepetellida, Haliotidae. The record is from RefSeq and is a predicted model, not a curated record.